This is a messenger RNA of Ogataea philodendri, 1623 nucleotides long. RefSeq lists its product as uncharacterized. The record is from RefSeq and is a predicted model, not a curated record. The coding region runs from base 1 to 1623 and encodes 540 amino acids. NCBI's taxonomy places the organism in Eukaryota, Fungi, Ascomycota, Pichiomycetes, Pichiales, Pichiaceae. The transcript is spliced from 3 exons.
AUGAAUACAGAGCUAGAGCUACUUUCCACUGUAUUGCUAUACGUUAGAAAACAACACAAUAAAACUUACUUCAAAUCUAUCUCUCCCGAGUUCAGUUCAGGAACAGUUUCGAAUGCGGCCCGCAGUCCUGUGACGCUGAUUAUGGCUGGACGGGGUAUAAAGCGAUCUGGUCCACUUGUUCUCCAAAAGUGGGGCAAACACACAUUUGGUGGAUCCAAGCUUCAGUUCUUCCGUCAAUGGAAUAUUGACGGUGUAGAGGUCGAUCCGCUUGUCCCACACACUCAGAAGCUUUUCCACAAGCUUGACAGCAAUCAACGAGGCUUCUGUCAGUCUGUCAGGAGUACUUGCAGAUUCAGUGUCGUAAGCGUAGGAGAUAGCGAUAGACUUUUUACCGUGCUGGAAACCUUCCAUUGCGCCGCCGAUAGUUCCACUGGAAAGCGAGUACAAUGCGGAGGAGUUUCUUCCCACGUUCGGGCCGCUGAUCACGAGAUCGACCGGUUUCUUUGCAAUGUAGUUUACUCCGAUGUCAGCGCAGGUGGCAGGGGUUCCAUCCAGAAGACACCAUUCCUUGUAUUCUGGGUUGUUUGCAUAGUCUGGAUUUGGACUUCCAAAUGGGCCGUGGAACGAGUUGUCCUCUGGCUUGUUGAUUGCGGAGUAAACGUACGAAGCGGUGAUGGUCUUACCUGCAAAAUGGGCCUUACCGAUCCACGAUUUUUGCAUCGAGGGCACACAGAUGGUAAGGUCCCAGUUAGUGUGCUUCUCGAUGGCUUCCACCAGGUUGAUGAAGUACUCUUUGAAGUCUGGGUGCAAUGUGGUGGCAUCAACUGCGUAUCCGUGGUUUUGGGAGGUGAUGUGACAUUUUCCAGAGACCAGGUCCAAAGCUGGGAUGUUGUGUGCUCUGUUUCCGUACUUGAGCUUGAUGGUCUUGGCACCAGAGGCCAGAGCCAGCAGCUGGUGACCCAGACAGAUUCCAAAGAUAGGAAGCUCUGGGUACUUGUCCAUAGUCUGUCUCAGGUUUUCCACGGUAGCAGAGCAGUGAGUAGGGUCUCCCGGUCCGUUCGAGAUGAAAACUCCGUCGAACUUGUCGGCAAUGUUCUGCACAGGGUAGUUAUAAGGCAAAACGGUGAUGGAUGCUCCACGAGACACCAGAGACCGCAAGAUAUUUUCCUUGACACCGCAAUCAAGAACAGCAACAUGGUAUUUAGCGUUAGGAGAAGAAACAUGGAAAGGAGCUUUGGUUGUCACCUUGUGCACAAGGUUGACAGCACUUGGAUCGUCAAACGCAGCGUCUUCAUCUGCGUCAUAGGUCUCGCCAAUACUCAGCUUGGCCAGACUCGAACCCUGUUCUCUCAAAUACGAAACCAGCUCUCUGGUAUCGACACCAGUGAUAGCUGCCACUCCUUCACGCUUACACCAUUGACUCAAACUUUCAACAGCAGUCCAAUGGGAGUAUUGCAAAGCAACGUCACUAACAACAAUUCCAAUACACUGGAUGUGAGGCGACUCGAAGUACUUGAGGAGGUUGAACUCAUCUCUGGCAGUUCCGGAUGGGACACCAUAGUUACCAAUCAGAGGCUGUGUGAACACCAAGAUCUGUCCUCUAUACGAAGGAUCAGUCAUUGA